Messenger RNA from Sander lucioperca (pikeperch), 530 nucleotides. Its product is annotated as histone H2A-like. The transcript has a single exon. NCBI's taxonomy places the organism in Eukaryota, Metazoa, Chordata, Actinopteri, Perciformes, Percidae. Gene Ontology annotation, molecular function: structural constituent of chromatin; protein heterodimerization activity; DNA binding. Bases 26 to 409 code for a protein of 127 amino acids. Gene Ontology annotation, cellular component: nucleosome. The record is from RefSeq and is a predicted model, not a curated record.
ACUCGACGAUAGAAAAAACGCGAAGAUGUCUGGACGAGGAAAAACCGGCGGCAAGGCCAGAGCGAAGGCCAAGACCCGCUCUUCCCGUGCCGGGCUCCAGUUCCCCGUCGGCCGUGUCCACAGGCUCCUGAGGAAGGGGAACUACGCUCAGCGUGUCGGUGCCGGAGCUCCGGUGUACCUGGCGGCGGUGCUGGAGUACCUCACCGCUGAGAUCCUGGAGCUGGCUGGAAACGCUGCCCGCGACAACAAGAAGACCAGGAUCAUCCCCCGCCAUCUGCAGCUGGCUGUCCGCAACGACGAGGAGCUCAACAAGCUGCUGGGCGGAGUGACCAUCGCUCAGGGCGGCGUGCUGCCCAACAUCCAGGCCGUCCUGCUGCCCAAGAAGACCGAGAAGCCCGCCAAGAAGUAGACCCCCGGAACCGGCUUCCACCAAAACAACAACGGCUCUUUUAAGAGCCACACACAUCCAACUAAAGACAAAUCCUUCUACAUGUUGUUGUGAAUUAACUAUUACUUUUUAAUACAGUGAG